This is a messenger RNA of Prunus avium (sweet cherry), 954 nucleotides long. The record is from RefSeq and is a predicted model, not a curated record. Lineage: Eukaryota; Viridiplantae; Streptophyta; Magnoliopsida; Rosales; Rosaceae.
AUGGGAUUUAUUUAUGAGUUAAUGGAUGUUGCAAAAGAGAAGAUUGCUUUUAAUUGUGGAAAAGUUGAAAGAAGGUAUAAACCAAUUUGGAGAAGAAUAGACGAAAGAUGGGGCCCACAACUUCAUCAACCUUUACAUGCUGCUGGUUAUUAUUUGAACCCUCAACUACGUUAUGAAGAAACCUUUUCUAAUGCUGAUGAAGUGAGGAAGGGAUUGGAAGAUUGCAUGACUAGGAUGUUGUCUUUUGAGGAUCGUAUGGCUGCUGAUAUUCAGUUGGACUUGUAUGAUGAGGCAAAAGGAGAGUUUGGAAGUCGUCUUGCUGUGAAUUCAAGGAAACUACAAACUCCAACAAAUUGGUGGAAGCGUUUUGGAAGGGACACACCUGAGUUGACGAAGUUUGCUAUUCGGGUCCUUAGCCUUACUUGUAGUGCAUCUGGGUGUGAGAGGAAUUGGAGCACAUUUGAGCAGAUUCAUACAAAGAAAAGAAAUAGACUUGAACAUCAAAAGCUCAAUGCUCUAGUAUAUGUGAAGUAUAAUACGGCAUUAAGACAGAGAAGUAUUAGAAGGAGGUCAGAUAUUGAUCCAAUAUUGGUGAAUGAAAUUGAGUCCGAUGAUGAAUGGAUAGCUGAGCCUAUUGGUGAUCCUAGGACUCAAGAGAGAGGGAAUAUUCAUGUUAGGACUCAAGAUCCUAUUAUUGAUGAUGAUCUUAUUGUUGAUGAUGAUGUUCUUCUUUCCUCGUUAGCUUCAAAAAAGAGAAAAGAUGGUGAAACCUCAAGUAAGAGGAAAGUCAAAAGCAAGUCCAUAAGAGCGAUGCUUAUGGAUGAAGAUGAUGAGAUAGAUAAAGAUCCUUCAACAUUUGAUAGUGGGAAAUAUCCUUUUCAUAUUGAUACAGAUGAUCAAUAUGAUAGUGAUGCUAGUUUGAAUGAUCUUAGUGUUGAGGAGUGGGAUGAGUGA